Acaulospora colombiana is the source of this 678-nucleotide messenger RNA. The record is from the annotation of a GenBank genome assembly. NCBI's taxonomy places the organism in Eukaryota, Fungi, Glomeromycota, Glomeromycetes, Diversisporales, Acaulosporaceae.
AUGGGCAUCGGUAGACAGUUUCAUGAGUCCACCUGUGUGAAAAAUGCCUCGCCCACUAUGGGAAACAUGGCAAUGCGUAUCUUGUUACUUGGAAGUCCGGGGUCCGGAAAAGGAACCCAAUCCGCUCGUUUACAAAAAAACUUUAACAUUGCCGCAAUAUCAAGCGGGGACCUUCUGAGACGAAAUAUAGCAAAUGGCACAGAAAUUGGAAAAUUCGCAGCAAAGGAAAUUGAGCGAGGAGCAUAUGUCCCGGAUAAUAUUAUGAUCGAACUUAUAACUAAUGAACUUCGGAUUAUCAAACGAAAGAAUUGGUUGUUGGAUGGCUUUCCACGAACCAUUAAUCAGGCCACGGCAUUGGAUGAAAAUUUGGUUUUGACUGGCCAACCUUUAAAUUUAACGCAUGGUAUCGACGACAUCACUGGCGAAAAAUUGUCAAAAAGAUCCGACGACAACGCUGAGGUAUUUAAAAUUCGACUUCAGAAACAUCGAGAAUUGACAGAGCCUUUGUUGGAGUAUUAUUCCAAACGCAAUAUAUUGGUCACCUUUGUCGGAAGCACUAGCGACGAAAUUUACCCUCAAAUAGAAAGCGAGCUCUUGAGAAGAUUCGGCGUCGAAAAUUUCAAUCAGGCAAGACCUCACAUUGUUAGCGAAGAGGCAAAUAAUAUUCUCUUUGAAUGA